ACAGAAUUAUUUCUUGCCUUACAUCUCUCAUGUAUACGACAUCCUACCCAAAAUUAACAUUAGGUUAGGAACUUUCUUGUUAAUUAAUCUUAAUUAUCCAAUUUGAUUUACAACUAAUUAAUCAAGCUUAAAACUCCUCUAUAAAAAGCCCAGCUACCUCUGUCUCAUUAUUAUCCUUCUCUCCUUCUCUUUCUCUUUUCUUCCUCUGAUCUUCUAGCAGCGGAAAGAAUGGAUAAAAAACCAUGCAAUUCCCAUGAUGUUGAAGUGAGGAAAGGACCAUGGACCAUGGAAGAAGACUUGAUUCUCAUCAACUAUAUUGCGAAUCACGGUGAAGGUGUUUGGAACUCUCUUGCUAAAGCUGCAGGGCUGAAACGUACCGGAAAGAGUUGCCGUCUCCGGUGGCUGAACUACCUACGUCCGGACGUCCGAAGAGGCAACAUCUCACAGGAGGAGGAGCUCUUGAUCAUAGAACUGCAUUCGAAGUGGGGAAACAGGUGGUCGAAAAUUGCAAAGCAUCUGCCAGGGAGAACCGAUAAUGAGAUAAAGAAUUACUGGAGGACUAGAAUCCAGAAACACAUUAAGCAAGCGGAUCAGACAAAUAAUUACUCUGCUCAUCAGAGUAAUUCCAAGGCGGCGGAUCAUCAGCAGGCGAGCACCAGCCAUGUCUCAGGUAGCAGUGUUGCUGAUCCAAUGGAGGUGUACUCUCCACCGUCAUACCCGUACAACACGAUGGGGACUUUUCCUGUGGGGACUUUUCCGGAGCAGUUGCCGAUGGAAUCAAAUGAGCAAAACUAUUGGAGCUUGGAGGAAUUCUGGUCCAUGCAGUUGCUUAAUGGUGACUAAAUAAAUAUUGAGAGCAAUUACCAAAUUCUAAAUUUGGAUUAAUAAAGUAAUUAGUAUUCAUCAGUGAGACUUUAAAAAAUUUAAGUCAAAAAAAUACUUAAACUACGUCGUUUUAAUAAAAUAUUAUGAAAAAUAUUAAAACAAUUUUAUUUUUAUUUUAAAAUUUAAAAUAUUUUAAAUUUUUAAUAAAAAUUUAUUAAAAAUGACGUAAUUUUAAGUAAUUUUUUUACUUACUUUUUUUUUUUUUACUAGUGCCGUUGAUAAAUAUUUUCUCUUCAUAUAAUUACGCUCUUCAAUUUAUAAUUGGGACUUAAAAUGAGUAGAAAUUAUGUUUAUAUGUAUGAAAUCUACGAAUGGAGGUUUGUAAUUGGAUCAUGUUUACGUCUAUGUCUAUAUAUAUAUAUAUAUGGGGUUUUUUUAUGGAUUUUUUGUAUCCCUUUGAGAUAUGAAUAAAUCCAUUGAUCCCGAUUGUACUCUAAAAUAAGCCUUGUGUACAAAAAGUUUUUGGGCACUUAAUAUAUGCGUACUGUAUUACUUACAUAUUUUUGAACUGGUAUUACUUAUAUAGUUUUGGGAUGUAAAAUAAUAGGAAAAAAAAAAU
Messenger RNA from Rubroshorea leprosula, 1444 nucleotides. NCBI's taxonomy places the organism in Eukaryota, Viridiplantae, Streptophyta, Magnoliopsida, Malvales, Dipterocarpaceae. The record is from the annotation of a GenBank genome assembly.